Messenger RNA from Larimichthys crocea (large yellow croaker), 2624 nucleotides. It is a transcript of the gene vps45, whose product is annotated as vacuolar protein sorting 45 homolog. Bases 826 to 2373 code for a protein of 515 amino acids. Gene Ontology annotation, biological process: vesicle-mediated transport. Lineage: Eukaryota; Metazoa; Chordata; Actinopteri; Sciaenidae. The transcript is spliced from 13 exons. The record is from RefSeq and is a predicted model, not a curated record.
UUGCGUUCAAUCACAAUCGGAAAUUACAGAAUCUAGCGAACAGUGAAUCUUACACACUGCUCCUUUAAAAUACGUUACGUAAUGACGUAAUGCCGCAGGCGUCGUGCGUGAAUCUCAUCACUUUACGCAUUAAAAACAGAAAAGUGAAAACACAGCAGGAAGUAUCAUAUGAAACAGUGCUGACAACAUCCAGAGCAGCACAGCAGGGGGCAUUUAGGAGGCAGCAAAGAAAGAGGAGGGGAAAGUUUAAUAUGGAAAGAAAUAAUCAAUGGAAACAAUGUUGGAAAGUCCAGGAGAAGGGGAGACAGUUCUAUAAACUACAAGGUGUGGUGGAGGUAUCAGGGCGGAGCAGACUAAGAACAGGAAACAUCCAGCUGGUGACUGUUGCUGUGGAGACAGAGACAGUGGAGCAUGUGAUGGUUGUCAUGGAGAUGAAAGAGAGGAAGAGAUGAUGGCAGGCUGGGUCAGAUGUAGAGAGGAGGAACAUCAGACCGAGGUCUGCUCGGAACCGGGUCCAAUCAAAGAAUUUAAGAAGAACCAGUCCAGUCCAGCAGAGGGCGGUGUGCACGCUGCCGUACAACACCAAAGAAGAAGAAGGCGUCGUGCGUGGCCCUGACGUCACCGAUCAGGAAGGAGUCCUGCAGCAGUGUUGUUGUCGCAGCUGCUGUCACAGACCGAACCGAACCGAACCGGACCGAACCGGACCGAACCGGACCGAACCGAACCGAACCGAACCGGCUGCUGCUGCUGCUGCUGCUGCUGCUGCUGCUGCUGCUGUUGUUCUUCUUCUUCUUCGUGUUCGGCUGGUUCCUCUGCGUCGCCAUCAUGAACGUGACGCUCGCGGUGAAGCAGUACAUCUCCAAGAUGAUCGAGAACAGCGGAACCGGGAUGAAGGUCCUGCUGAUGGACCGGGAGACGACCAGUAUAGUCAGUGUGGUGUACACUCAGUCAGAGAUUCUGCAGAAAGAGGUCUACCUGUUUGAACGGAUCGACUCUCAGAGCAGAGACAACAUGAAACACCUGAAGGCCAUCUGCUUCCUGCGGCCCACCAAGGAGAAUGUGGAGCACCUGAUCCAGGAGCUGAGGAGACCCAAGUACAGCGUCUACUUCAUCUACUUCAGUAACGUGAUCAGUAAAAGUGAGAUCAAAGCUCUGGCUGAGGCUGAUGAACAGGAAGUGGUGGCAGAAGUCCAGGAGUUCUACGGAGACUUCAUCGCGGUCAAUCCUCACCUGUUCUCUCUGAACCUGCACGGCGUCGCCAGAGGGCGGAGCUGGGAGUCCUCCAUGUUGUCCCGGUGCACUCAGGGUCUGACCUCCGUCCUGCUCGCUCUGAAGAAGUGUCCCAUGAUUCGCUACCAGCUGUCCUCCGACAUGUCCAAGCGCCUCGCCGAGAGCGUCAAGCAAAUCAUCACGAAGGAGUACGAGCUGUUCGACUUCAGGAAGACGGAAGUUCCUCCGCUGCUGCUGAUCCUCGACCGCAGCGACGACGCCAUCACACCUCUGCUCAACCAGUGGACGUACCAGGCGAUGGUCCACGAGCUGCUCGGCCUCAACAACAACCGGAUCGACCUGUCCAGAGUGCCGGGCAUCAGCAAAGACCUGAAGGAGGUCGUCCUGUCCGCGGAGAACGACGAGUUCUACGCCAACAACUUGUACCUGAACUUCGGGGAAAUCGGCACCAACAUCAAAAACCUGAUGGAAGAUUUCCAGAAGAAAAAACCCAAAGGACAACAGAAGCUGGAGUCCAUCAGUGACAUGAAGGCGUUCGUGGAUAACUACCCUCAGUUUAAGAAGAUGUCUGGCACCGUGUCCAAACAUGUGACGGUGGUUGGCGAGCUGUCUCGGUUGGUGUCGGAGCGUCAGCUGAUGGAGGUGUCGGAGGUGGAGCAGGAGCUCGCCUGUCAGAACGACCACUCCAACGCUCAGCAGAGCGUGCGGCGCCUGCUGCAGAAUCCUCGUCUGUCCGAGUUGGACGCCGUCCGCCUCGUCAUGCUGUACGCUCUGAGAUAUGAACGCCACAGCAGCAACAUGCUGCCCGCGCUGAUGGACGAGCUGAGCCGGAGAGGAGUGUCCGAACGCCACCGCAAGGUGACCACGCCACGUUCUCUGGACGUUCUCUGGACGUUCUCUGGACGUUCUCUGGACGUUCUCUGGACGCCUCAGGACAUCAUCGUGUUCCUGAUUGGUGGAGCCACGUAUGAAGAAGCUCUGACUGUUUACAACCUGAACCGAAGCUCACCUGGAGUCCGCAUCGUCCUCGGAGGAAGCAGCAUCCACAACACCAAGAGUUUCCUGGAGGAAGUGAUGUCAGCGACGGGUCAAAGCGGUGACAGAGCACAAGGAAGCAGUGGUCGCCAUGGCAACAGGCGCUAACCCAAGAACACACACGAGACGAGACAACAUUCCCUAGUGUGUGUGUGUGUGUGUGUGUGUGUGUGUGUGUGUGUGUGUGUGUGUGUGUGUGUGUGUGUGUGAGAAGCAGUGGUCCGUCAGUCUAAUCAGUCCCCUGAAACACGUGUCACAUGUCACGUGUGCUUUAAAGGAAACAGGAAGUAGUUCUGUUCUGAUCACAUGACUGUUCUUCAUGUUUCAGUGUUUGAAAUGUCAAUAAAUAAUCAAUGUUA